GAAGCCUACGGACUAUCAGCAGAUUUUGGUUCCGCUGCAGAAAUGGCCUCGACUGCACCGAGAGCAACAAAAGCCAAAUGAUCUGCUCUUGUUCUGGAGUCGGCAGAGAGAAUAAUUUAACCAUUUUGUAAGGCGCUGGCUUGGGGAAACCAGGGAGUUUGUUACGGUACUUAGAGGAGCGACGAGGCGGACGGAUAAUGCCACAUUGCCUGUGGCCAGAGCCGCUGACACCCGCACAAUUGAAGCGGCUGGAGGAGCAUAAAUACAGCGCUUCGGGUCGCUCCCUGUUCGAGCCUCCGUGCCAAGUCUACUGGAACUGGCUGGUCCUGCAGAUACCGACAUGGGUCGCACCAAACACGCUGACUAUUGUUGGACUCUUGAUAAACAUCCUCUCCACGGUGGUGCUGGUUUGGUACUGUCCUACGGCAACGGAAGAGGCUCCACCUUGGGCCUUCCUCCUAUCUGCUCUGGGUCUCUUCAUUUAUCAGUCUCUGGAUGCGAUUGAUGGGAAACAGGCCAGGAGGACGAACAGCAGCUCUCCGCUCGGGGAACUGUUCGACCACGGCUGCGAUGCCGUCUCCACAGUGGUUGUUGCUGUGGGAACCUGCAUUUCAUGCGGAAUAGGAAGAUACCCAAACUGGAUUUUCUUCUGCGGCUUCAUUGGGACGUUUAUGUUUUUCUGUGCUCACUGGCAGACCUAUGUAUCCGGGACCCUCCGGUUUGGGCUCGUCGACGUCACAGAGGUGCAGAUUGCCAUCAUCAUCAUGUACCUGAUGUCUGCAUUUGGAGGCGUGAGCCUUUGGGAGAACGUGCUGCCUGUUGUAGGAAUGCCGCUGUACGCUUUCCCCAUCAUGGGCAUCAUCGGAGGCGCCUUGUACUCCUGCUACAACUACUUCUAUGUGAUUCUGAAUGGAGGCGUUGGGAAGAAUGGCUCCACUGUGGCUGACACCAGCGUCCUGACUCCUGGUCUGCACAUCGGCCUUGUCCUCACUCUGGCCUUCAUCAUUUUUAAGAAGUCGUCCAGCCAUCUGUUUGAGAACCAUCCCUGUCUGUACCUGCUGACCUUCGGCAUGGUCAUCGCCAAGAUCUCCAACAAGCUGGUGAUAGCACACAUGACCAGGAGUGAGUUAUAUCUUCCAGACACAGCCUUCAUCGGCCCUGGCCUCCUCUUCCUCAACCAGUAUUUUAACAGCUUCAUUGAUGAACACAUAGUCCUCUGGAUCGCAAUGGUCCUUUCUCUGGUGGAUCUGACACGGUACUGCACAGGUGUGUGCCUUCAGAUCGCCUCACACCUGCGCAUCCAGGUGUUUAGCAUCACGCCGCAGCCCAACGCCCACCGUGACUGACGGGUUGCCCGGCGGGAGGAGGCGGGAGGAGACGCAGAUUUCUCCCCGCUGCUGAAAGCAGACGACGACGAACUCAGCGAGGAAAGACCCUUAACCCCGAGCCACUGCAGCCUUGACAAAGUAACCACCUCCGAUUAAAAAACUGCCUCACUCAGAAAAAAAGGAACAAAUGAACCAAUCCAACACUGCAAACCAAAAAAAAAAAAAAAGAAAAAGUAGAAAAAGAAAACAGCUUGAAAAGCUGUUGGGGAAUUAAAUGGUUAGAAGUUGAAACCAAUCUAAUUUAAUUAAAAAAUUGGUGCAUGCUGUCAUGAAUGUCAUUGAUUUUUAUCUCAACCAAAAGACCAAAUGUUUUUAUUAUAUUAAACCAUUAUUUGUUAUUAAUUUUAAAGCAUGACAGAGUUUAUUUUUUAAUUCGCCGUAGAUUUGACACUAAAACCAAACAUUGACUCUAUGUGUUCUGAAACUAAAUAGAUUUCCCGAUUAAUUAUUUUUCUAAAUAACCCAUUAUUUAUUUAUUCAGUGUUCCAACAAGGGAACAAAUGAGGGCUUUAAAAUUAAAAUUUUAAUUCAAAUGAAGUCUCCAAUAUGAAGUGGUGGAUUGUCAAAGAGCUCUGUGAAGGGGUAAGAGUCACGUGUUGAUGCUGAAAACGACGACAGGUUAUUCCACCAACAUCACUCUAAUUUAAAGAGAAUUUACUCACCAUUAUGUUUAGUUAUUAAUAAAACAUCCAUACGCUGGUAUUUAGAGUGCUGUCGACUCAUGAAGCGUUAACACUCGACUCGUUCUGCUUUCUCAUUUCUUCUCCCUAAAGGGCUAAUACGUAAUUAUGUAUGAUUGUACAGAAAUCAACUGAAUACGCCUUAAAUAUUUUUGUUUGUAAUUACUGUUUUAUGAGUAUUUAAAGCAGAUUUGUAUGUUUUUGUUUCUUUAUUUUCACUAAGGUAUGCCAGAUACAGCAAUAGUUACAAUACAACUCGACUGGAAGAUUUUUUGGUUUUAUUUUUAACUUUUCACCUAGAUGAGUGAAUUUCAGUUGUGUUAUUUGGUAACGUGAUUAUUAGUAAUUGUACAUUGACUGAUUAUCAUGGAAAUGUUGUACUUUGGUGCACUGGGAUCAGAAGGGAUUUUUCCAGAGGCUGUAAAAUGUCCUGGAUUUUAUUUUGGAAAACUUUCAUCUCACAUUCUGCUUUUGCACCAUUACAAGUCCGACAGAGGAACGUGUAUUAACACACUAUUUUGCAUCAUUUUCAGAUGAAUGUUUGAACUAUGCAUUGACAUGUAAUUUGAUUCCAAUCACCUCAUUGUACUGUUCAGUAAUAGAGUCAAACAUUUCUAAUAACAAAUGUGAAUGAAAAGAUUGUAAUAAAGAUCAUAUUUUUCAUCGUU
Xiphophorus hellerii (green swordtail) is the source of this 2736-nucleotide messenger RNA. RefSeq names its product choline phosphotransferase 1 (gene chpt1). Gene Ontology annotation, molecular function: diacylglycerol cholinephosphotransferase activity. Gene Ontology annotation, cellular component: endoplasmic reticulum membrane; Golgi apparatus. The transcript has 8 exons. Gene Ontology annotation, biological process: phospholipid biosynthetic process. The record is from RefSeq and is a predicted model, not a curated record. Lineage: Eukaryota; Metazoa; Chordata; Actinopteri; Cyprinodontiformes; Poeciliidae. Bases 198 to 1346 code for a protein of 382 amino acids.